AUGACAAAAUUGACGAUAGAUCAAGGCUACGAGGCCGCUGUCGUGAAGGGUACCAGGCUACUCCAGAUACUUGCCGCGAAGGACAAGACACAAGAUCAAAGUACAUACGAGGACAUAAAAGCGCUAGCUCAACAUGGCUACCUUCUCAAGCCUCAAGAUAAAGCCUUUGAGAUCGACUGUAUCGCCGACGCGCUCUGCGAUCUAGGUGUGAGCCACAAAAUGGUGUAUGAAGGCGGAGAGAACACCAGAACACAUCAUGUACAUGAUCGGGACGGAGCAUUAGCGAGAGAAGAUGAUUCGACAACGCAUGGAUACUUUUCCCAAGUCAGCAACCCACAUUCUGGUGUCUUGAUCGCAGACAGCAAUCUUAGCCCUACCCACGCAGCCAAAUUCGAUGACGAAAGAGAAGAAGAAGCCGGGGAACUACCGUCACUGCGACACUGGUCAGACGUAGCGUUCCUGCAAUACCUUUCUUCUUUCCUCGAGCCACCUAUGCGGCCGGUUUCGCUCAACUACAUCUUCCGCGUCCAGAUACAAAACGCCGCGACGUCUUUAGUGCUCAAUAAGAUUAUCAGCAAACAUGCCGCGUUUACUUACGACAUGUGGCCCGGUAUCACGUUCGGUAUGGACACUGAAGAAGGGAAGGCGAUCUUGGGAACGCCGAAUGGUUGUGGUGUCGCUUGGAUGCUUGUCCAACACAGAAAGUCGUUUGGGGAGAAGAAGAUUGAGAAGGUGACUUUGUUUCAUGCGGCUAAGAAGGAUGAUCUGUUUAGAUGGCCGAGUUUGCUGUUUUGGAUUGUGUAG
Messenger RNA from Alternaria rosae, 804 nucleotides. RefSeq lists its product as uncharacterized. The transcript has 2 exons. NCBI's taxonomy places the organism in Eukaryota, Fungi, Ascomycota, Dothideomycetes, Pleosporales, Pleosporaceae. Bases 1 to 804 code for a protein of 267 amino acids. The record is from RefSeq and is a predicted model, not a curated record.